AUGAGCAGAUACAAUGCUGGAGACUAUGGGGGGGGACAAAAACAGUAUCAACAAUACGGCGGACAGGUUUACACCCAGGAUGUUGAAAUGAGUCAAGUUGGUCAAAAUAUGAGUGUCUCUUCAUUUUUCGACGAG
Acaulospora morrowiae is the source of this 135-nucleotide messenger RNA. The record is from the annotation of a GenBank genome assembly. Lineage: Eukaryota; Fungi; Glomeromycota; Glomeromycetes; Diversisporales; Acaulosporaceae.